Messenger RNA from Mercenaria mercenaria, 483 nucleotides. RefSeq names its product acetylcholine receptor subunit alpha-1-B-like. The transcript has a single exon. Gene Ontology annotation, molecular function: extracellular ligand-gated monoatomic ion channel activity; neurotransmitter receptor activity; transmembrane signaling receptor activity. Bases 1 to 483 code for a protein of 160 amino acids. The record is from RefSeq and is a predicted model, not a curated record. Gene Ontology annotation, cellular component: synapse; neuron projection; membrane. Lineage: Eukaryota; Metazoa; Mollusca; Bivalvia; Venerida; Veneridae. Gene Ontology annotation, biological process: monoatomic ion transmembrane transport; nervous system process; signal transduction.
AUGUUUGAAUAUACCGGAAGUAAACCUGCAAAAAAAUUGUUUUUGGACUAUAAUCCAAAUGUUUUGCCUCAGGAAAAUAAAUCGACGCCAGUCAACGUUACACUUGAUAUGUUUCUGAUGUCUGUUGACAACAUUGACGAGAAAAGACAAACAAUUACGAUCAAAGCUUAUCUGGAAAUGAAAUGGAGAGAUGCCUUUCUCACAUGGGAUCCUGUAAAAUAUCCAGGAGUUUCUAGAAUUAGUGUUAAAAAUACUGAUAUAAGGAUUCCGGAUGUUGUAUUGACUGACACGUCUGAUAAACUGACUGAGUUAGGACAAGGUGAUGUAAAAGCUGAUGUGAAAAGUGAUGGCUUGGUAACCAUCUGGCUUUACAAGUUAUAUACAGUUAAAUGCAAAAUUUCGUUCGCAAAGUUUCCAUUCGAUAAACAGAAAUGUGAAUUUGCGUUCGCUUCCUGGAGCCUUACGACAUCUGUUCUUGUUUGA